GCAGGAAUUUGUUGUUUUAUUUUAAUUUAUUAACCAUGGAAGAAGUAAAGUUUUGGAAAAAAGAUUUUGUGAUUGAUAAUGAGGAAGCAUGUUUGCUCAAAUUGAAUGAAUUAUCAUUUGAAGAAAGAAAGCCAUUAAGAGAAAAUCUGAAGUUAAAUGAAAUCAAUAAACUUGUGUGCCUAAUCGGAAUGAUCACAGACAGUAAAGAACCGGAAUAUUAUUGCAAAAAGUAUAAAUUGAAAACUAAGGAUGGUAGCAUUCGCUAUGAAAAUGGAAAAUUCUCCGAUAAAAUGAGUUUCGAAAUGGAUGAAACACCAGAAGAAAUGGAAAAGAAUUUGGAUGAACGGAAAAUCUUUUUGGUCGCAAGUCAUUCAUCAACAAAUGAUUGGGUUAACGAUAUAAAUCAGGCUACAAAUGAAAGUAUCGGAAAUAAAAGAAAAAUUGAUGAUGAUAUUAAGAUAAAACACGACACUUACACGGUUAAGGCUUAUGAAAACGUAGAUCUUCCUAUCAAUAGCUUGGUCGAAAUUAUUGGAUUUUUAUCUGUCCAACCUGAGAAAUCGACUACUGAUCCUCCCAUGGAAACUGAUGGAUUUGGUGAUGAAAAUAACGACAACAUUAGCAAAUUUAUAAUUCAUGCCAUGAAGAUCAAGGAACUUCCUCACAAUAAUCCAUUGAUGGAUAAAGAUGCAAGUAAUGAGGAAGACAUCAUUCAGGAAUCCCAGUGCGAAGAGAUUCGAAAAGAUUUACUGAAAAUUCUAACUCACUUUAUGUUUGGUGACGAGACUGCAGCUGAGUUCUUACUUUGUCAUUUGAUAGCCAACAUUUAUGCUCGCACAAAUGGAGAAGUUCUUGGAAAGUUUUCCAUCAAUUUAACUUGUCAGGAGAUUUCAAAUAACAUCUUGUCAGAUCAUAUUACAAAAUUCUACAACUUUCUAGAAACAUUAGUACCAAAUUCUGUGUAUUUUCCCCUCACAAUUGAUAAUUUCAACAAAACAUCUUUUGUACCUACGAAAGAUUAUUCGUCUAAUCGACUCCAAACUGGCUUAUUGCAAUUGCCAAAGCAUACUCAUCUGGUACUCGAUGAAACUAAAUUGGAAAAUGGAAAACUAGAACAAUCAGGAUGUCUCGCUGUAGCUGAACUCACUGAAUUCAUAAAAUUGCAACAAGUAAAUUAUGAUUUUAAGUUCUAUAAAAUUCCAUUUGAAACAAACAUUCAUGUAAUGAUUUGGAGUGAAGGAAAAUCAUUGUUGCCAUGUGAUUACAUUGUGCCAAUUAAGAUAAGUGAUCAGGAAUCACUUCGUCUUGUCAAUGAAAAUAUCGCUGCUGGCAUGCAUUUCAUUAAACCUAAACUUAACAUCAUUCGCCGUUAUUUGACUGAUUGUCGUCUCAAGAACUUUGAAAUUGCUGAGGAAGAAACAAAAAUGAUUGAGAAUGAUUUCGUAAAGAUGCGUGAAGAAAAGAAUCUUGAAGUUGAGCAACUUCAUUCAUUGCUUGUUUUAUCAAGAUUGAUUGGAAUAUCAAAAGGGAACAAGAAACUAAGUGUAUCUGCAUGGGAAGCUGCAAAAGCACUUGAAAUGAAAAGAACAGAACGAAUCGUGAAAAAAAAAAUGUUGAUUAAAGAAUAUCGAAUACCGCUUCCGUUGACAGUCGAAGAGUAUCGAAUUGCGCAACUCUUUAUGAUUGCUAAAAAAAGUCGUGAAGAGAGUAAAGGACAUGGAUCUGGUGUUGAGAUUAUAGUGAAUGAACCAUAUGAAGAUGGUCCAGGAGGGAAAGGUGGACAAUAUACGAGAAAGAUUUAUCAUGUUGGCAGUCACUUGCCAGGUUGGAUUAAGGGACUCUUACCUAAAAGUGCCCUCACUGUUGAAGAAGAAGCGUGGAAUGCUUAUCCGUACACAAAGACUCGUUACACUUGUCCAUUUGUAGAAAAGUUUUCUCUCGAAAUUGAAACUUAUUACUUUCCCGAUGAUGGUCAUCAAGACAAUGUGUUUAAGUUGAGUGGCGGUGACUUAAGAAAUCGUAUUGUUGAUGUCAUUGACAUUGUUAAAGAUCAGCUGUAUGGUGCUGAUUAUGUUCGAGAAGAAGAUCCAAAACUUUUCGUGAGUGAGAAAACAGCACGCGGUCCACUUAAUGAAACGUGGCUUGAAGAUCAUUGGAAUGAAGUGAAAGGAAAAUCGCAGCCGACAUCGAAGAACAUGUCGUUAAUGUGCGCUUAUAAAUUGUGCCGUGUUGAAUUCCGCUAUUGGGGUAUGCAAACAAAACUGGAGAAGUUUAUUCACGAUACAGCGCUUAGGAAAACAAUGGUGCGAGCGCAUCGUCAGGCAUGGGCGUGGCAGGAUGAAUGGCACGGAUUAACGAUGGACGAUAUUCGUGAGAUUGAAAAGCAAACGCAAUUAGCACUUCAAAAGAAAAUGGGAAAUGACGAUGGAAGUUAUGGCGAGGAAGAAGAUGACGUUUUGACUGUUGAAAUUCCAGAACAAAGUGCUUCGGAUAAUGCGAGUCGUCAGUCAAAUCAAUUCAAUUCAAUCGAGAAAACGGAAGAAAAUUCAACGCCGAUGAUUAUGAAACGAAAUCCUGUGCCAAUCGUCAAUGCAAUUGCAGCAAGUGCCGAUGUUAGUUCUGAUGAUGAUGAAGAUGAAACUGCUAUGAAAAGAAUUGAAGAGAAGCAACAGGUUGGUGGUGGAAAACGUUUCAGUGGAACGAUGAAUUCUCGUCUUCAAGGCUCGAAAGGUGCACUUCCAUCACCAAUAGGAUCAGCAAAUAGCUUUGACUUGCAGGUUGCCAAUUGGCGAAUGGAGAAACUCGAAGUUGACUCAAAGUCUGGUUCUGAAGAAGAAUUCUACGAUUGUCUCGAUAUGAGUGAAUCAACAACUUUAACUAAAUGGAGCUCAUUAGAAUUAUUAGCAGAAGAGGAUGACUCAUCGCCACCGCAAACAGCAAAGAUUCAAGAAGACACGAUUUUCUCGCAUGAUUAUCUGAAACGUGUAGCAUCAGAAAGGGGAACACGACGUCGUCUUGGGCCGUCACCAAGCAUAGAACGAUCGCAUUCAAGGGAUUCACCUCCAGGCUCUCCAGGACCUUCAUCAUGUGCCACCUCGGUUUUAAUUCUCGUCUUUCAUGCUGGAAGUUGUUUAGAUGCAAAUUCUGAUUUGACUGCUAAGAAAAGUGACGUGACGACAUUCCGUGGUGCAAUGGAAUCAGUGGCACGUCAACAUUAUCCGUCACUCGUUGGACAUUUUGUGAUAAAACUUGUGUCAUGCCCUCCUGUUUGUACUGACGCUCUCGGCAUCUUAUCAAGUCUUUCACCAUACUCAUUUGAUGCGUCACCGUCACAAAUUGAUGUCCCAAGUUUCACAGACAUUCCAAUUGGUGCCAUUCCAUUGCUAACAACAUGCACGCAAGAUUUUGUUGAUGCUGUUAAUCGCUCUGUUGGACAAGCAAAUCAAGUUUAUGGAGAAUUUUUGAAGUCUGAAGAUGGUCGUGGAUUUAAUGGGCAAGUUGUUGUUAUUAGUGAUUCAAUCGGUUCAAUCUUAGCUCACGAUGCCCUUUGUCGUUCAACUCGUCGUGGAAGUGACAGUAGUGGAAUGGACCACAUGGAAAUUGAACAUAAUGAUCUCGAUGCUAAUCGUCUUUUAAUGGCACCAUCACCACGACGUCGAUCAUCAUCAACAAGCGAAAAUCGUUUACCAAAACUAGAUUUUGAAGUUGGUGACUUUUUCAUGUUUGGUUCGUCACUUUCAGUUAUUCUUGCAUCACGUCGAUUAAUGGAUUCGAAAUUGGGUGCAACACGACCGCAAUGUAGUCAAGUUUAUAAUUUAUUCCAUCCAACCGAUCCAAUAGCAGCUCGAUUAGAGCCAUUAAUAAGUGCACGAUUCAGUAUGCUCUCUCCAGUUAAUAUCCCUCGUUAUGCGAAGUAUCCACUUGGCAAUGGUCAACCAUAUCAUCUGUUAGAACUUAUUCAUACAAGUCCACAUAUGUUUAGUGAUUUGCCAGCACCACGACGCUCAUCAGACACGAGCAUUCAAUCAAAUAUUUCUGGUCUAAUUGAUAAUGUUCCGUUGACAACAAUUCAACAUCUUCAACAUCGAUGGUGGGGAAAUAAACGACUCGACUUUGCACUUUAUUGUCCUGAAGGUUUAUCAAACUUUCCAGCCCAUGCUCUUCCCCAUCUCUUUCAUGCAAGUUAUUGGGAGAGUUCUGAUGUUAUUGCCUUUAUUUUACGACAAAUUGGACGGUUCGAUAUGAAUGCAUUAGCAGGUGGUGACGAUGGAAAGGAAGGAAGUUCGUUUAAGCCUGGACAACCGAGGGAAAAGUGGAAUAAGAAAAGAACGAGCGUUAAAUUGAAGAAUGUUGCAGCAAAUCAUCGUGCAAAUGACGUCAUUGUGAAAGAAGGCGAAGCACAAAAGUUAACAGCAAGAUUCAUGUAUGGACCUUUAGAUAUGAUAACGUUAGCUGGCGAGAAGGUUGACAUUCAUAUUAUGAAAGAUCCACCAGCAAGUGAAUGGACUUUACUUUCAACUGAAGUGACUGAUAAAACGGGAAGAAUUAUUUACACGAUACCAGAUGGAAAGUCUGUCGGUUAUGGAAUUUAUCCGGUGAAAAUGGUCGUACGUGGUGACCACACAAGUGUCGACUUCUAUUUGACUGUCGUCCCACCAAGAACGGAAACUGUUGUGUUCUCAAUUGACGGUUCUUUCACAGCUUCAAUGUCAGUGACAGGAAGAGAUCCGAAGGUUCGUGCUGGAGCUGUUGAUAUUUGUCGACAUUGGCAAGAGUUGGGAUAUUUAUUAAUUUAUAUCACCGGACGACCUGACAUGCAACAACAACGUGUCGUAUCAUGGCUUAGUCAACAUAACUUUCCUCAUGGUUUAGUGUCGUUUGCUGAUGGAUUAUCAACAGAUCCUUUGGGUCACAAGGCGGCCUAUUUAAAUAAUUUAAUACAAAAUCAUGGACUUGAAAUUCAUGCAUGUUAUGGCAGCAGUAAAGACAUCAGCGUUUAUACAAGCAUUGGACUGAAGCCGAAACAAAUUUACAUUGUAGGAAAGGUCGCUAAGAAGCUGCAAUCACUCGCAACGCCAUUAACUGAAGGUUAUGCAGCUCAUUUGAAUAAUCUCAUGGCUCAUGGCGGAUCACGCCCAGCACAAGGAAAUCAAAGGAUGAUUAUUCCACGUGGUUGUUUUAAUUUGCCGGGUGUAACGCCAUCAAUGCGACGAAGAAGCAAUGAAACUCUUGCAAUGUCAUCACCGGUACCUGGGAAUAUCAAGACUGUUUAUCAAUCCUUCAAAAAACAAAAGAAUAACAUAACCGACUCUGACCCUACAAAGAGAAUGAUUCAAAUAUUUUACAAAGUAAAAGAACAAACAUAUGCAUUUCUCCGGUAAGAAAUGAAAUGACAUGAAUUGACAAAAAUAAAAAUAUGAAAUUGUGCAAUAAAUUGACAGACGCGACAUAAUAUUAAUAUGUAUUUAAUUGUUGAGCAAAGAAAUUAACCUUUCGAAAAAAUAAAAAAUAUAUCUAUUAAUGUUUUUGUUAUCAGUUGAGCUUUAGGCUUUUUAAACCUGCAUUUAACAAAAGAGAGAAUUUGAAAAACGAUAUUGAAAAAAAUUAUGAAAAAAAAGUUCACUAAAGUUUAGAUUUACAAAAAUUUAAAUGGAAGAAAAUGAAAAGCUCGACUUUUAAUAUUUGAUGUCGAUUCGAGAAGUCGCCAAAAGAAAACUUUACUCGUAAAUCUUCAUUUUCUUCAAACGAAAAAGAAAAUUCCACUGUGGAAAAAAGAAAUUCUAAAAAAAAAUCUAAAACUUUUUUCAUCUCACAAUACGUUUUCCUCCUUUUCUCCUUUCACUCUCUAAAAAUAUCUUUUUUCGAAUGACUCAAGAAAGAAAGCUCGUUUUAUAAAGUUUUAUACGAAAAUGUGGAACAUUAAUGGAUGGUCGAAAUCUUGAAAAGAUUUGGUUUAAGAUUAAUCCUGGGAUUAUCUCUAAGUUGGAUUAGGGAAGAUGAAUUUGAAGAAACUUUUAAAUUAUUUUCAUAUUUAUCUCAAGUCCAAUAAAUUACUGGAGAAGUUUUCAUAAAUUACUCACUUAAAUAUACUACAAUUCAUCAUGCUUUGCAUAAAAAGAAGAUGAAUUUGGAAAAUGUUUAAUUUUGUGCCAACAAAGGUCAAGGGAUGUGAAAUUAUAUUUUGGGAUCAAGACAAUUAAUCACGAGAAAAUUUAAUGAAUUUACUUUAUUUACAAAAAUAUUUUUAUUUCAAAGGAAACUUGGUAACUUUUCAGAGGAAAAAUAUAUUAUUUUAAAUUAUUAAUCAAUGAAUAUGACUGGAAAGAACAAGACGCAAUUUAUGAACUCAUCUCAUCUCCACUUUCCCAAUUCUAUUACUCUUAUUAAGUUAAGUAAGUUAAAAUUGGAAAAAAAAAUAAAAUCUGGUGAUAGUUAUAAAUAAAAGGGAAUAAAAAAAUUAUAAUUAUAAUCAAAACCCAAUAAGAAAACAUGGGAAAUAAAAUUAAAAUAAAAUAACGAAAAAAGAGUUGAUAUUAAAUAAAAAUGAAAACUACUCGAUGGAUUAAAUGUGUUUUUUGCUGAUAAGAAAGUUUCUUCAGGAAAAUCGAUGUAAUAGUUUUAGAUAUUUGGAAAGAAGGAAAACUUUUCUCCAUAUCUUCCAUUAAUGUUUUCAAAAAUGAAAGAAAAUUGUGUUAGGAAAAGUAUUAAAAAAUUUGGGACAAUCGGAGAAAAAAUUAUAUUUUAUUUGUUAAAUUAAAAGAUUUCCACAGACCAUGAAUUUCCAUCCAACAAAGAUCUUUUAUGAAAAUUAUUUUUGAUCUUCUUCACUGAGGCAUUUGAGUUAUGUUUCAUCAUAUGCGAAUGUUUUAGAUAUAUGUAAAAUAUUCGCAUAAUAUGAAAUUUAACCAACAUGCGAACAAUAUUUUUUCGCAUAUUUUAAGUAGAAUUAAUUUAUUAUGGUGAAAGAUAAGUUUAAAAGUAACAUAAAUCAGUUAACUGGAAAUAUCCUUUUAUAAUUGCCAAGCAAAAAUUGCGGAAAUAACUGAAAAUAAAAUGGAAAAUAUUUAUUGUU
Clunio marinus is the source of this 7072-nucleotide messenger RNA. Lineage: Eukaryota; Metazoa; Arthropoda; Insecta; Diptera; Chironomidae. The record is from the annotation of a GenBank genome assembly.